Glarea lozoyensis ATCC 20868 is the source of this 4218-nucleotide messenger RNA. Its product is annotated as PH. The transcript has 4 exons. Lineage: Eukaryota; Fungi; Ascomycota; Leotiomycetes; Helotiales; Helotiaceae. Bases 1 to 4218 code for a protein of 1405 amino acids. The record is from RefSeq and is a predicted model, not a curated record.
AUGAGUAGCGGCAAGAUGGGUACUCGAAAUCGAGUACUUUCCUUCAUGUCCAAAUUCUCUGAUCGAGAGUCGUCCCCGUCCUCCAGCCAGACACCUCCUCCCCCGCCGCGGCAGGAAUCCUCCAAGCCACCGACCAGAGACAAUGUGAGGGAAGUUUCUCCGGCCAUGCCCUCGAGCAGUAACUAUAACAUGGAUGGGGCAUCGUCUUCACAGACAAGAAAUGGACGAGAGCGGGCAGUCUCCUCCUCUAGGCCAAUGUCGAUGGUGCAAACAUACCAGCCUCCUCUCAUGGAUGUAAAUGAGGAUACACUACCAGAAUUACAACCGAUUUUCACGUUUUUGAACAGCCAUGCGAACAAGUUGUACCAGGAGGGAUACUUUUUGAAGUUGGAUGACCAAAACACCCAUGGCAAAGCAAAUGCGGACCGCACUUGGACAGAAUGUUUUGCACAACUGGUUGGAACGGUCCUCUCGUUGUGGGAUGCUGCAGAACUGGACACUGCGGGACAGGAUGGCGAAGUUCUACCCAAAUUCAUCAACCUGACGGAUGCUUCGAUCAAAAUGAUUGAAUCCUUACCCACACGAUCAAGCAAUGAAGAGCCGUUGCAAAAUGUCCUCAGCGUUUCCACCGCUGGCCGAAAUCGCUAUCUCUUACAUUUCAAUUCGCAUCACUCCUUAGUUCAAUGGACUGCAGGUAUUAGGCUUGCAAUGUUUGAGCACGCCACUCUCCAAGAAGCAUAUACCGGCGCUCUGAUUGCAGGCAAAGGCAAAGGUCUGAACAAUAUUGGUGUCAUUUUGGAACGCGCCAAGGUCAAGCAUGAAGAUUGGGCUAGAGUUCGAUUCGGAGCAGGAACACCAUGGAGACGAUGCUGGUGUGUCAUUACACCACCUGAUGAGAAGGAAGUUCUCAAACUCCAAAAACAAGCCAACAAAAAGAAAUCUGCAUAUGAUAAGACAAGAUUGCCUGUCCUGAGAGGAGACGUCAAGUUUUACGAUACGAAGAAGACCAAGAAAAUGCGGCCAAUUGCGACAGUCACAGACGCCUACUCGGCAUUUGCCAUCUAUCCUCAGUCGAAACCGCUGAUCGAUGCCUCUACUCUCAUUAAGAUGGAAGGUGUAAUAACGAUACAUUCCAAUCCUCCAUCUACGACUGAAGGGUUCGUUUUCGUUAUGCCAGAAGUACACCCAGCUGUUUCAGGGUUUGAGAUGAUGCUCAGGUGGUUAUUCCCUGUCUAUGAUACAUUUGCGUUGUACGGCCGUCCAGGAAGAUUGAUUGCAGAUACUCUGGAUCCUCAAAGCUUGAUGUUUGCUAUGCCAAAGCACCGCAGAUAUGGAUAUUUGGAAAUUUUAGAUGUGACAGGUCUUAUAGUCGAGCAAGGAAGCGCAACAUGGAGAGAAUCCGAGUGGAGACGGAGGAUGAAGGAACUUACCAAGAAGCGGAUGACUGCAAUCGAGAGCGGAAGCCAUGCGAAUAGUAGGUAUAGCAGUAGAAGAAGCGCUCGUAACAGCUUUGGACCGUCACGCACCCGGUUACAAUUCGAUGAUGAGGCAUCUGUCAGAUCUUCGCCUUCGACUUCCUGGGGUCCUCCACAUCCAAACGAUGUGCCAAACCCUCUGCCACGAACCGACUCUGCUCCUGCCACUGCUGGAACUUUUAAUCCAGCUCGCCAAGUGGGCACCCACCACAGGUCAGUCUCUGAAACCCAAGGGUUGGAUCGCUAUGGAAACGAAAGCCCAGUUUCUGCAUACGAUGGACCAUAUGAGCAGGCUCCAAUUCCACCGCCACAUGCAAUUGGAGUUAAUCCUAGUAACCCAGGCUCUGGUCUCCGGUACCCCUUGGAUCUGUCUGUCCCCGACCGUAAUAGUUCAGAGGAUGAUCGUUCUGCAAGAGCAACUCCUGUGCGAGAGCUUCAGGAGUUACAAGCAACAUCUUCGCCAGAGCCAGUCGCCGCUCCUCCAGCUUUUAACCAUGGUCCUGGUGCUAAACCUAUCAGCAAACCAUAUCAUUCGCCAGAGCUUCGACGAGCCAACUCUCGGAUGUCCAAUGCAACAUUAUCUCAAAUGACAGGCGCCAGUGGUACUGCUGCUGCCAUUGCUGCGCAAGGAGAAAUGGGAAGGACAAGCGCGGAUCAUGGGCGCCAGAACGUGAGUUCACACACGGAGGACAGGAGCCAGAGAGGGGUACCACAAAACGCCAACACCCCAAAUGAUUUUCUUGCUAACCAACGUGGUAUGAAUGAAGGCUUGGUAACGUCAAACAAUGAACGGUUUUCCUUCGAGAAGUCUCACGCCUCGCAGCCUUCCAAUUUCGAUUCUCGAGCACAAUAUUCGCCCCCACCACGACUUGACUCCCUGAAUUCCGCGCAUUCGAUUCCUCCAGUUAAUGAGCAACCUCCUCCGCCACCAACACAUAAUGCUAAUACGUCUCCGCCUCGUACAUAUAAUCCUCCGGGUAUUUUCUCUUCGCCAGAGCGAGCGGUCCAGGAUCCGCGAUCUCAGGGCCAUAACCCACAGCAAUCCGUGGAUUCUACCACAAGCACAAUUUCACAAUCACAAUAUCCAAAUAAACUUCAAACGAGCCAAAGUAUAUUACGGAAGCCUUUGCCUACGCGAACUGCAACACUAAAAACUCAAAGCUCAGAAGACGAUGCCAAUUCGCCUUCAGACACUGGUAGCUUGAUAAAUCAUGUCAUCGACCAGGAUGCUUUUGAUAUGAUUGGUCUUGAUAACAGAACACAAACAUUACGCUCCGAGAACCAGAUCCAUCGACAGAACAGUGACGCCAGUAUAUACGAGGAUAAUGCUUCCACUGCAUCUCCUGACUAUGCCAGCACUCGGCCCUCUAUAGACAGCAGAAAAUCUCAGAAAUCCGUCGAAAGACCACGAGCUGGAGUGAAGAAGACGGUUGGUAACCCAGAAUCGAAUCUCAGCCAAAUGGAGAAUGCUCGCAUGUCGAUACCAGAUAUCAAUUUUGGUCCAACUAUAAAUUAUGCUGCCGGAAGGCCUCCUAUUCGAAGCCACAGCCCGGGUCUCGUGCAAAGCUAUUCGUCAGAUAGAUCCCGAUCAGGCGGUACGUCUCCUGGGCCUGCUAUGAAUAAUUAUCCUCCGGAUAGAGCUCCACGUCACAACAGUCAAUCAGGACGACCUGAGAGUGCUGGUGGGCGAACAAGAUAUGAGAGUAGAAGUACUAUUACUCCAGAGACUGCCCAUUAUCGCAACAGUUCCGCCGAGAGUAGGACAUUAGCAUGGCAACCGGGUAUGGCGGUUAGUGCGUCGCCUGCGCAGGCUCCUCAAAGCAUUACAGCAGAACAAUUUGUCGCUCAGCGAGCUGCUGCUGCGAUUGCAACACCGCAGUAUGCUCAUCAACGUCAAUCAUCUAGUAAUGCUCUAGCUCGUACAACUGUCGGACGUGCAACACCAGAUCGCAACUCGACCACACCUCCUCUAGCCCGCAACCGCUCGAGCGACUACUUGACUCAACAAGGUCAUUCUCGAAAUAGUUCUACAGACAUGUUAGCACGACCCAGCUCAAGAGGUGCUAGUGCUACGCUUAGUCCGGCGGUGGCCGCUGAGGCAUCGUCAAAAUUAUCUGCUCGUGAGCAAGAGCAUAUUGCGCGAGCGACCGGCCAGCCUCUCAUCAGCGUCGCGAACAAUAAUAAGCGUCUGUCCAUGCAUCAGCCCGGUCUAGUGGGAGCAAUCGAGGCUCGGGAAAUGGAGAAGCAGCAAAUCAAGCAGGGCAUUAAUAGCCAGGCCGUCGAACACGCUAUUCAUAAGCGUCAGCAACAGCAGCUUUAUGAACAGCAACAACAGUAUCAUCAACAACAACAAAUGCAGACAGCGUAUCGUCAGCCGCAGUCUUACAAUAUGGGGCAAUUCCAGCAGCAGCAGUACCCAGUCCACGGUCAACAGUACCAGGCGCAUCCUCAACAGCAACAGUUUCAAACGCAAGGACAAAGUCCAGGCUGGGGAACGUCUCCAGCAGCGAGUGUCUUUGCUCAAGGUGGGGGGUGGACUCAGUCCCCCGGAUAUGCUCAACCAUCACCCGGAUAUUCUCAGCAAUCUCCCGCUGGUAGACAGUCACCUGGUUACCCUCAACCAUCGCCGGGGUUUACGCCGCAAUCACAGACUGGAAGACAAUCACCCGGUCGAUUUCCAGCGCAGCAGCAAUAUUUCCCUCCUCAAGGACAAGGACGUGGAAAUCAGAAUCAUGGAUAUUAA